This is a messenger RNA of Cyclopterus lumpus (lumpfish), 2298 nucleotides long. RefSeq names its product dysbindin. The transcript is spliced from 4 exons. NCBI's taxonomy places the organism in Eukaryota, Metazoa, Chordata, Actinopteri, Perciformes, Cyclopteridae. Gene Ontology annotation, cellular component: cytoplasm. Bases 476 to 1135 code for a protein of 219 amino acids. Gene Ontology annotation, biological process: negative regulation of protein kinase activity. The record is from RefSeq and is a predicted model, not a curated record.
CUGACAGGGAGAACAACAGCGUGCGUGUUUGUGUGUGCGUGUGCUUGUGUGUGUGCGUAUGUGCGUGCGUGUGUGUGUGUGUGUGACACACAGAGAGGCAGCCGAGAUGAGAGUGUGAAGCAGCGAGAGGGAAAACCUAGAAAGAACAGCAAAGGCGAUCUGGGAAAAAGGGGGGAGCGAGGGAGGCAGCGAACAUAGCAACACAAAAAAGAAGAGGAAGAAGAAGAAGAAGAAGCAGUGCAGAGUAGGGGAAGGAGAGCAGAAGAGGGGAGGGAGAUAAAGUGUCCUUUGGUAGUCAAAAGAUGUAACGACUAUAGAUGAACAGCCACUACACACACCAGCAUCCUGUCCUGGAGCCUUGACAGGAGGGGGACGAGAAAGAAAAAUCCACACACACACACACACACACACACACACACACACACACUCAAAGGCAAAAACAACAACAACAACAGGGUCCCACAUCCACGGGAUCAUGUCGUCCACGGGGUCAACCAACCACAACAAGCGUCUGGCGUCGGAGACGGGAACCUCCCAGCGGCUGUUGGACAAAGACUCUGCACAGCACCUGAAGCUGAAGGAGAGACAGCGCUUUUUCGAGGAGGUCUACCAGCAUGACGUCGACAACUACCUGCCCUCUGCUCACCUGCAGGUUGACUGCAGGAAACCGCCCAUGGGCAGUAUCUCCUCUAUGGAGGUGAAUGUGGACGUCCUGGAGCAGAUGGACCUGAUGGACAUCUCGGACCAGGAGGCCCUCGACGUGUUCCUCAACUCGGGCUCGGGGGCAGACGAGGGAGCGCUGGCAUCUCCACUUCCAGGUGAAGACGAAGAAGAAGAAGAAGAAGAAGAAGAAGAAGAAGAUGAGGAAGAUGAAGAAGCAGAGGUCGUGUACAGGGAGCGCGCGCCUUUGAAGCGGCAGGUAGAAGUUCACCGCGGCUCGAAGCCCCACACGUCCUCCACGUCGUCCGGUUCCAGCGACGCCAGCGGGGGGGGAGUCGACACCCCCGUGAUCCAGUCGGACGAUGAGGAAGUCCACGCCGACACUCUGCUGCUAACCUCGGUUCCCCAUGCCAGGGAUGAAGAAACGGAGGAGGAAGACGAGGAGGAAAGAGGCCUUGUGACUAAAUCCCCAUAGGGAGACGUUCAUUUUAUUCUCUGUAGAGAUACGUGAAACAUACAUAAAAAGAGUCUCUCUCUAUUCGCAAUCCUUUUUUAGAGAGGGGGGGGGGGGGGGCCCUAGCAUGGUUGACCUGGCUGUGAUGUGCUCCUCCUUUGUGAAUGUUUACAGUGAAUUUCUUCUGCACAACCCAUUAAAAACCCAUUUGUGUUACACACUCUAAUGAUGUUAUAAACUAUUUGCAUCAUUAAAACUCAAUAUGCAAAUAAAAUGAGUCAUCCCCGCUCCCAUGCACUAACGUGUUCUGGCUGAGGGGGAUAAAUUCUUCUGGCUCUCGCUGCCAGAGGAGCAUUUUUUUUUUCGUCUUGAAAGCCAAAAACAGGAGCAUAAACACGGGGUAAAAGAACGGAGUAAAGGCCUGAAAUCCAAAGGCAAUCUGUAAAAAGCAAUCAACGCUUUUUAACUUUUACUUACACUUAAACUCUGAGGCCCUUGGAUUUUUUAUUGACCUCUAGUACAUAGCAUUCCUCUCAUAGGAGUUACCAUUAGAUAAUUAACAGUUGAGAAUGACAGCCGUUUGACGGGAGUGGACCGACUUCAAAGAUGCAGUUCAAUAAAAAAUCGUAUUUUUUAUGUGUGUUUCAGAUGACAUGAGGCAGGAAUUCAGGCACAGUGAGCAAAACACCACGACAACAAAAAUCAUUUAUUGCCACGUGCAUGUGCAAACCUACCGUUUUUUGUAAAAUGCAUGACAUUUCUGUUCUCGUUAUUUGUGACUGCACUGUACGUUAUCAUUGAUGAGUGUUGCAUCACUGCGACCGAGUACUGAGUUACUCCUCUCCUCCACGUGAGGUGGGAAGUCGGGAGGUGAAUAUAUAUUUGACCAAGUAGGCGAGUGAGUAAUUCAGAUGAACAUUAAUGUGUUUGUUUUUUGCACAGCAGUAUCUGUUUGUUUGUUUGUUUGUUUGUUUGUGUGGGUGUGUUGAGUACGUGCGAUGUGGGCUGAGGGCGUGGAGGGUUACACACUGCAAAACAACCGUCAUUCCCCUGGUGGAACCAUACGGCACCGUUCAAAACAACCUUCUUUUUUUUUACAGUGUCGAAUGAUGUGUAGAAUAUCUCUUCCCCCACUUGAACUGAACACCCUUGAUAUAUAAACGAAAUAAAAACAAAACCAUUCA